AUGGCUGGCACUUGUGUGCCUCAGCCCUUGGUACUUCCUCUUCGAGAUGUUCAAGUCAAUGCCACUGUCACUGACUCCUUUAUGACGGGCAUCCCAGCCCAGGUUGGAACUCCACCACAGGACAUUGUCUUGUUGCCAUGGCCCGAACUCAACAACACAUGGCUCUACGAUCAGCAAGCACUCUGCGACCGUACCGUCAUCUUCUCUGACGAGAUUUGCUUCGUUCGCCGUGGCAACUAUUACAUCGAAAGCGAGUCGUCGACAUUUAAACAGGCUCUUGAUAUCGUGUCUGCUGGCGGGGCUUCUUCUGAGACCCAGGUCCAGGGAUCGGAGCUAGGCAUCAAAAACUUGAUCAAUUCAGGGCUUGGAGGGACAGAUGUGUUUCGCCUUGGGGCCAAUGUUUCCCUUGAAUCCUUCCCGGUUGGAAUACCCAGACAAGCCUGGGAUAUGGGCUACACAACCUUGCAUGCACUAGGCCUGGGAUCCAACUCCACCUACCUCACUGCUCUACUUGAUGCAGGGCACAUUGGCGCAAGGGUGUGGUCAAUAUUCUGGGGUCGGAUGUGGCAAACCAAAAAUCCCAUGAACGGAUCCAUUGUGCUUGGUGGCUACGACCGAGCAAAGGUCAUUGGAAGAAACCUAACACAGAAUCUCGACUUCGGGCCUUCAGGAUGUUGGACGGGUAUGAAGCUCAAUGUCCACGACAUUCGGGUAAAUUUUCGCGAUGGUUCGGACAAGACUCUGUUUCAAACCAACAGCAUCAUGCCCGUAUGUUUAGUUCCUCAGCGUCAACUUCUGCUCGAAGCUCCCAGCUCCAUCUUUUCCAAUUUUGAGCUGGUCACCGCCACCACCAGCAUUGGCCUUUCAUUUGGUCUUCAUUGGGGAGCUCAGCUCUUCGAUCGGGGCACAGAAUUCGAUGGCGACAUUACAUUCGAGCUAGACUCCGACUUCACAAUCCGUGUACCUAAUGAUCAGUACAUCGUCCCUUUUGUCGCAAUCGACCGAAACAGCUCUCGUAUCUUCAACGAAAGCCAGAGAGAAGUCCUGGUUGGGGCUCUGGGAGACCAACCUGCCACACUAGGUCGUUACUUUCUGACUGCAGCUUACCUCAUGGUCGACCAAGAUGCUGGCACUUUUACUCUUUGGCAGGCCAAUCCUUCUACAAAUGUGGACCUUGCUGUCGUGGGAGACCAGGCUAGUCCAAGUUGCAGCGAGGACUCGUCGCCUGCCCAGUCAUCAUCGUCGUCGCCUUCAUCCUCAUCCUCAUCCUCAUCCCCAACCUUGGAGGGAGGGAGCAAGUCUACAAUAUCCGGUGGUGCGAUUGCUGGUGCAGCCGUGGGUGCUGUAGCCGCCUUCGCUGCCAUUACAGUCUUAGCAUUCUUCCAGUUCAGGCGGAAAAGACGUACUCCAGCCUCUAUUAAGCGAACCAUAGAACCAUAUGAGAUGCAAGGUGACUCUUUUGGAGAAAUGCCGGUGACCAUGGCGUCUUCAGGCGGCGGCACCAUGGUGCACAAAGGACAGUACAACAAGGUGUCAAGUAGCCCUGACAUUGUGUACGAGAUGGACGGUAGUAAACGGUCUUCACUACCUAGGUAG
This is a messenger RNA of Exophiala mesophila, 1596 nucleotides long. RefSeq lists its product as uncharacterized. The transcript is spliced from 3 exons. The coding region runs from base 1 to 1596 and encodes 531 amino acids. NCBI's taxonomy places the organism in Eukaryota, Fungi, Ascomycota, Eurotiomycetes, Chaetothyriales, Herpotrichiellaceae. The record is from RefSeq and is a predicted model, not a curated record.